GAAGGAGGCUCAGGGUGUUCAUCUCCGACUUUGGCAUCAAGCCCUUGAAGAGUAUUGAGCUCGUGUGAUCACCAGAGAUGGGACGCAGGACCACGUGGCUGCUCCCAGCUCUGCUCCUUCUCUUCCACCCAGGUUCAGCUGCCAUCACGGGUCCAAAAGCAGUGAGAGGCCUGGAGCAGGGCUCGUUGACUGUGCAGUGUCGAUAUGGCCCUGGGUGGGAGACCGAUGUGAAGUGGUGGUGUCGAGGAGCUGACUGGGACCGCUGCAAGUUCGUUGUUAAAACCACUGGAUCAGAGAAGGAGGUGAAGAAGGACCGUGUGUCCAUCAAGGACAAUCAGAAAAAUCGCUCGUUCACUGUGACCAUGGAGAAGCUCAGGCUGAACGAUGCAGACACUUACUGGUGUGGGAUUGAGAGAGCUGGACCUGACCUGGGGAUCCAAGUUGAAGUGACCGUUGACCCAGGUAAGAGUAUAUGUAGAUGUGGAUGUGUCUCCUCAGGGCCUGCCCUGUCCUGGUCCCUCGGGUCUAUCUUAGGUGACUUAACUGUCAUGCAGAGGGAACUGUCACAGGUGGUAGGUGAGUCCUGAGGUCUCAUAGGACCCCCACUGGCCACUUGGGAUGGGGAGGGACAGGGCUUCCCUUAGAUGCUCUCAUGGCUCCCAGGGCCUCCUCUGGGAUGGGAUCAAGCCCUUCUUGGCACAUUAUUUUUCCCUCGGCACAAUCAGUGCCUGAGUCUCUUGCCCAAGGAGAUAAAUAUGAUGGUCCCAGUUGCAGCCCAUGGGCAAAAGGGACCCUCUUCCAUGGACCCAGAGACCCCAGUUCCUGCCAAUGCUUU
Messenger RNA from Vicugna pacos (alpaca), 835 nucleotides. Lineage: Eukaryota; Metazoa; Chordata; Mammalia; Artiodactyla; Camelidae. The record is from RefSeq and is a predicted model, not a curated record.